UGAGCGAGGCGUGCUUUCUCUCCUCCAAAAUUGCUUCACUUUAAAGAUCGAUGUAAUUAAUCCCAAAUCUCAAUCAUCAUAAACUCACAAAUCACGAUCAAUCACACGUUCAAAUCUCGCCAUUAAACCUGCAGGAACAAAAGUAUAAAGAGAUAUAUAUAUGUAUAUAUACAUAUGUACAGAUGCACACAGAAACAGAAGCUUUGAUGGGUUCUCUUUAGCACUUUACUCUGCCGUUGCACAGAAAAGGGAAAAGCCCGAUUGGGGGACGAAAAUAUCUGCAUUUCCAUUCCAGUGUGCGUUUGUUUUCCCCCAAUUAGUAAUUCUAGGGUUUCGCUGGUAAGUUACUGAUCUACAUUGCAAUUGGGUCUGGGCUUCGAUUUCGGUGGUCGAUUUACGCAGCACAGCACAUGAUGAUGGUCAUCGGCAUGGCAAAGGUAUACGGAGAGAUGCUCGCUGUCUGGCGUUUUGGUGGUUGAUUCAACUGAUACCGAGAUGCUGUUUUCCAUUUCCCCCUUCCGUUGAGUUGCAUAACAUUGCAGGCCUUGCUUAUCCCUCGAUCUUGUUCCUGUCGGGUGUUCGAGAAUGGAAGAAUGAAUGGGUGUAUAACGGUCUGCUGUGCUAUGCUCGUGGUUUCUUGGGUUGAGUUUGAGUAGUGUGGAAGCAGAAGCAUUGUGUUGAAGCUAGGUUAAAAGCUAACAUUCGACUUGAAGUAGGUGGAGAGGGGUAGGUUGUCUUCAAUUUGUUUGCAGGAUGAAGUUUAUGAAGCUUGGAUCCAAACCAGAUUCCUUUCAGGCCGAUGGGAACACCAACAUAAGGUAUGUGGCUAGCGAGCUGGCAACUGAUGUUGUCGUCCAUAUAGGUGAUGUGAAGUUUUAUCUUCACAAGUUCCCUCUUCUGUCUAAAUGUGGGAGGUUACAGAAGCUGGUUUCUUCGGCCAAUGAAGGCAAUGUCAAUGGAAAUGGCGACGAGAUCAGCAUCCCCAACAUACCUGGUGGCUGCAGCGCCUUUGAAACAUGUGCCAAGUUUUGCUAUGGAAUGACGGUCACACUAAAUGCGUACAACAUUGUCGCAACACGGUGCGCAGCCGAGUAUCUUGAAAUGCACGAAUCCAUCGAGAAAGGCAACCUCAUCUACAAGGUUGAUGUCUUUCUCAACUCCAGCAUUUUCCGAAGCUGGAAAGACUCCAUUGUCGUUCUCCAAACUACGAAAGCCCUACUGCCGUUAUCCGAGGAGCUAAAACUAAUCAGCCACUGCAUAGAUGCUGUUGCUUCCAGGGCUUCCGUCGAUGUUUCCAAGGUGGACUGGUCUUACACGUACAAUCGAAGAAAAGUUUCCGAGGAAAAUGGGAAUGAUCCCAGCUGGAACACUGGUGUUCGUAGCCGAGCAGUGCCAAUGGACUGGUGGGUUGAGGACUUAUGCGAGCUGGAAAUCGAUCUGUACAAGCGUGUGAUCGUAACAAUCAAGAAUAAAGGCAGUGUAUCGAGUGAAGUGAUUGGGGAAGCUUUAAAAGCUUACGCCUAUCGGAAAUUACCCGGCUCGGGGAAGAACAUAAUCCCCCAGAAUGAAAUGUCAAAAUUCCGAUUCAUUUUGGAGACGAUCGUGAGGCUUUUACCGGAAGAGAAAGGCAGCGUUUCGUGCAGUUUCUUGUUCAAGUUAUUGAAGGCUGCCAUUUCAGCCGAUAUGGGGGAGACGGUGACGAACCAGCUGGUGAAGAGAAUCGGGCAGCAAUUGGAGGAGGCGACUCUGAACGAUCUUCUGAUUCGGGCGCGCGAAACUGACGGUGAUGGAAUGAUCUACGAAGUCGGAGUAGUCCAGAAGAUACUCGAAGAAUUCACGAGGCAAGAUCGGGACGACGCCGAAUCUGCUGCCGUGGCAUUCGAAAACGGAAAUGCAGAAAUUCAGGAGAUACGUAAGCCUGCCGGGAUCUUGUCCGAAGCUUCGAAGCUUAUGGUGGCGAAACUCAUCGAUGGCUACCUCGCCGAGAUCGCAAAGGACCCGAAGUUGCCGCUCUUGUCCUUCAUCGGUAUCUCCGAAAUGGUCUCCGGCGUUUCUCGCCCAGCGCAUGACGGACUUUACCGCGCCAUCGACACGUACCUAAAGGAGCAUCCGGCGAUCGGUAAGAGCGAGAGGAAGCGAAUAUGUAGGUUGAUGGACUGCAAGAAGUUGUCGGCGGAAGCGUGCAUGCACGCUGUUCAAAACGAGAGGCUCCCGCUACGAGUAGUCGUCCAAGUCCUCUUCUUCGAGCAAGUCCGUGCAGCUGCUUCUUCGGGAAGCAGCACGCCGGACUUGCCCAAAGCCAUUAAAGACCUCAACAAUGGCUCCUACGGUAGCUCGCGAUCGGCGACAGCCAACACCGACGAGGAUUGGGAUGCGGUGGCCUCGGCUGAGGAGCUGCGGGCGCUGAGGGGUGAACUGGCGGCGCUGCGAUUGGGAUUGGGCGGCGGCGGCGGAGGAGGAGGUGUUGUGGUUGGGCAGGAGAGGAUUAAUGGAGGGGAGAGCAGGGCGGCCUUGAGCAAGAUGAAAGGGCUGAUAAUGUCGAAGAGGAUAUUGUCGAAGAUAUGGUCGAACAAAGGGGAGAACAGCGGGUCGGACUCGUCGGAGAGCCUGAACCAGGAUGAAGUGGGGAAGACGAUCGGGACGCCGACGCGGCGAGGUAGGCAUUCUGUUUCUUAGGUGGUUAAGUAUGUGUGCGUUUGGGAUGGAUGGAUGGAUGGAUGGUUUCGGAUGAUGUUUUUGUCUUGUCUUGUGUUCUUGGUUAGUAGUAGACAGUUAAGUUACUUAGUAAUUUGAUUUGUUUUGGUUAACAAACGAGGAGAAUCAAUGGAUAUAACUUUAUAUAUAUAAUAUAUAUAUAUAUAUGUUAUAGUGAGUAUGUGUUGAAGUAAGUCUAGAAGAAGAAGAAGAACAUGAAGAAGAUGAUGAUGAUUUAUGGGCAUGGGGGAAUAUUUGCAGAGUAAUGUUGUUAUGUUAGAAGAGAAGCCAAAGCCUGCAAGCUAAGACUAAGGCAUAUAUAACAAACAAACAGUUACUACUAUUAUCGUAUCAUGUAAAAAUCUUUCCUUGUACUAUUAUUAUUAUUAUUAUUAUUAUUAUUA
Molecule: messenger RNA, 3098 nt
Organism: Andrographis paniculata
Lineage: Eukaryota; Viridiplantae; Streptophyta; Magnoliopsida; Lamiales; Acanthaceae
Product: BTB/POZ domain-containing protein NPY2
Exons: 7
Coding region: 754-2676 (640 amino acids)
Molecular function (GO): protein binding
Source: RefSeq, a predicted model, not a curated record